AAAUAGGGACAAAGGCGCUGCCAUGUUAUCGAUGCUACAGGAGGCGACGGCGGGGAAGGCGCGGCCGCUGCCGGUCUGGAGGAACGUGCGAUCUGAAACUUUCAGCCCGUUUGUCAGCUGCAGCCGUCUUCGACAAGUUCAAAAUAUCCUGAAUUACAGCAGCAAGCCAAAAUCUGAUGGAAUUCUCUGCAUUCUGGGUAUUGAUAGCAGAUAUAAUGAGGGGUGUAGAGAAUUGGCAAACUAUCUGCUUUUUGACCUUUACAACCUGACAAACAUCGAUUCUGAUGUGUCUGAUUUGCCGGAAGAAGUUCUCGAUGAUGUAAUUCUGUUAAUCAAGCCAGAAAGUGUUCAUGUGUACUGCAACCCUAUAAAUUAUAACUAUCUCCUGCCUUAUGUAGCGUACUGGAGAAAUCUACGCUUGCACUGUUUGACAGAAAAAGAAUAUGAAGAUGAAGAGGCGGCAGAGGAGUUUAAAAUUACCAGCUUUGUGGAUAUGGUGCGAGAUUGUUAUCGCAUUAGAGUUCCUUACAGCUUUCAGGGCCAUGUUCAGAAGUUUGACAUGUUCAUUGUUGAGAAGUGGCCCAUUGUACAAGCAUUUGCUCUGGAAGGAAUUGGAGGAGGGGAAUUUUUUACAAUGAAACAUGAGUUGUUUGAUGCUAGCGAGGAACUAUGGCAAACCUAUAACAAAUUGGAUCCUGUCUCUCUGGAAGUCUUGAUUACUGAGGAUUUGAUGGCAUUUGACAGACAGUGGGCAAGCUUCUUUUCCAACUUUGACAUUGAGGGUUCUUCCUCAAUCCUGGAACUUUCUGAGGCACAGGCUGGAGAGCCACUUGCCUCCACAUAUACUUCAUAUAGCUGGAAGAGCAGACAAAUGGGCUGCAAGCUGCUGCACGGCUUUCAACACCAGUGCUCUUCCACGGAUCAACUAAUGGGAGGCAUGAUGCCUUUUCGAACUUACUUCAGCCAUGGGUUGAUAACCAGUCAAAUAACAGAGAAAAGCACUGAUCGGCAGCCUUUUGUUCUUUUUGGUUGUCACUCAACAAAAGAAAACUUAAACUCAUACAGCUUUACUUUUCCAUCUGAGGGUCACCUUGUUAAAAACACAAACAACAGAGGAGGCACAGCUAGACAUAUGGUUGUGCAGUGUACAUCCCCCAGAGGACCUUUGGCAUGCUCACGGACAUAUUUUUUUGGAAAUUCUCACGUACCUUACAUGGGCAAAGACAACAAUCAGCAGAAAAAGAAUGAAUUGUUGGUGUUGCCACAGAUUUAUGUUGCUGUAGUAGAAGCAGUGCUGGCUAGCAUCCGAUGCUACGUAGAAACUUCCAGCAUAAAAAUUGCCAAAGAAGUUGCUGAAGAGGUUUUCCUUUCAACUUUGGAUUAUUACAGUCUUAUGCAGUACAAAACUGUCCUAAGAUCUAAUUUGUCCUUCCUUAUCCAAGCUGUGAACAAUCAAGGGAGGAUCAUCUCGUUGGAAAGCCACAUAAGCAAAUUCCUUAUUAAAACAGCAUCCAUGAUUGUCUAUGACAUUCCAGAUUUAACAGGAGGAAAAGGGACUCUGGGGUCCAUAGUGUUCUCUGAAUCAUUCCUAGAAUCAAAGCUGUUUCUCAAAGAAAAUGAUGGCACUGUGUCUACAGAUAUCAGCUACAUGAUUCUCACAGCAACUGUGCCUCGAUAUGUCUCCUGGAUGGUUGAAGAUGCUGAGGUGAAACUUUCUGAAGAAGCACAGCAAAUAGUAAAGGCAGAAGAAAGUUUUUUUGGAACUUUGCUUACAAGCGGAGACUCCGCUUAUCUUUGUUCUGGCAGUUCAGUAGCCAGACCAGAAGAAGGUAAACUCUUUAUUUUGUCGGAAGGCAUCUUAUUUAUUCAUCCGCGCUCUGGCAGCAUGACAAUUCCAAAGAACCAUAUGGCUGCACUGAAAUAUUAUGAUGGGAAUUCCCCAGGUGUUGUUGCUGUCCUUAUCAUUGAAUACAAGAAAUCGUUGCUUCCGCAUCUGCCCAUUCAUUUACACACCGCGUCGAAUUGCCUGAUGUUUGCACUUAUGCCAAGAUCAAAAAUCUAUAAAUCCUUUUACUCUCAGGUGAUGUCUCCAUGGCAGCAGGCGGGAGAGUCAGGGAUUACACUAAAAAUGUGUCAGAAUAAUCAGUUAUCUGAAGAGCAGAGAAAGCUACACUUGAACCUGGAAAAGCUCUUUGAGGUCCAGUCUAUACCUCGAGAUGAACAAUGGGACCGUUUAAAAAGAGUCAGUGCUAACCUACCAGAUUUUGACAUGUUUUUACAGCAUUUUGCUGUGAGUAGUGUGAGCCAUGAACCAGUGAGAAGGUGUGAUCUGUCCAUAUUACUGCAGCCUAAGCUAUCCUCCUCAAUCAGUGAACACCAGAACAAGAUGGUGAUCACUAUUAUUGCAGGUCUACCUGGUAGUUAUAAAGAAGAUCUUUGUACCUAUAUUGUCAAUCUGAAUCAAGAACAUGCAAGGUGGUCAGUUUACCGUCAGAUGCCAGAUAACUGUGAGCCAUUCAAUGUUGGGCAAAUCCAUCGUUAUCUUUCAAGUGUUCUUGAAGCAUGGCGGAAUAGGACUGUUCGUCAAUCUGUGUACUCAAGAAAGAAAGUGAGGCUACUGAUUGUUACACCAGGAUACACAGAUGUUAUUGAUGUUGUGCAGGCUAUCCAGAUGCAUCCAGACGCUGAAGUUCAGUCUGCGUUCGUCAUUGGCGCUAUCACUGCCUGUGUUGACCCACAGUGCUCGACUAUGGAACACAGGUUAUUUUUCCCCAAACUUUUGGAUCAGUGCUCUCAAGGCUUGGUCAGUAAUGUUGUUUUUACAAGCUUGACUUCUGAGCAAAGACAUCCGCUUCUGGUGCAUUUACAGAAGUUGAUCCGUGUAGCAAAUCCCAGCAUUGCAUUCAUUCUUGCAGAAAAGGGAGCAGUGACCAGGAAUGCUGAUGUUGAAAUGAUUCUGUCUGAAAGUAGUUUUUCAGAGCCCUUGAUGUUGAGAGCACGCUAUUUGAUGUUUCCUGGCUGGUGGAAUGGCAAAUUCAGAUCAGGAUCCAUUUUCCCACAAAUGACUCAGAUCUGCAUUAGGUUUAACCGUCCACUUGAAAAGGCCCGAUUUGCGACAAAGUGCAAAGCUUUGAGAACCACACUGAAGUCAUUUCCUUUCACUGGAAAUAUAUAUCACGUUCGAGCACAACUGAAAUUUGCAGAUUCUGAAAAAAUGUUUGAAAUCUGCCACAACACUCAGACUAAUAUGUUCUGCAUGGCACCCUUACAAGAUGGCCCUUCUCCUCCUCCUCUACAAGGUGAUGGGAGGACCAGUGGGAAAAAGCUUGACAGUUUUGUCGUUUUCAUCGGCUGCAUGCUGAAAGAGGAGACCAUGAAGGACUGGCUGCGACAGUGUGCAAGCCAGAAACAGCAGAAGAAACCUCUCAAGACAUUUGAGACCCUCACCAAACAAGAAAUAAAAAAUGUCCAUGUGAAACGCCACUUGGAGCUACCUCCGCCUGGUUGGUUUUACAAUGGAAACCAGUUUGUUAACUUCUUCGGAGAAAAGAGUGACUAUCACCCAUUGAUGGACACUUUCAUUGAAGAAUAUCUAUCGGAAGUGAACAAGGAGAUUGAGAAGUACAACACAGAAAUUGAAAAGCAAGUGUGUCAAGAUCUCUUUGAGCCAUAAAUUUAAAGAUCCAUUAAGUGUGAUAUGUUUUUGUAUUAGACUGGGAGAACAAAUUCCAGAUAACGAACAAAUUGCCUGAAGCUGAAUUGGAGCCAGUUAAAAUCAGAACUUUUUUUGUUAUGCAUCAAGGUAUGUUUCACUAAGUGACUUUAAACAAAACAAGUGAAAAACCUGUGGGAAUUUGCAAGUGUUGAUAGCUAUAUUGAAUGCAACAGAUGGAAUUCUAAAAAUUUCCCACUAGCUGACCAUCGUCAUCUAAGUCUGUAUUAGGAUAGUUACAUAAGAUGAACCUUUUUUGCUGACAGGAUCUGAAUCAAUGUUCACUUUUAUUUAGAAAGACAAAAUUAACAUGAUAAAAUACAAAGCUUGACACUUUAUAAAUCUUCCAGGGCCCUGGAUUAGAUAUAGUCUGUCCCAGAAGUAAUUGAAGUUAUACUACUUGCUGUUUAAGAAAGGACACAGCAUAAAUGACUUCAAGCUGGAAUAUUAAGCAAAUAUACCUGCUCAAAUUCACUACAGAGGAACACUCAUUACACAUUGGAAAUCAACACACAUCUUGUACUUUUGUUUUAAAAGCUGCUAAUUCCACCAAACCAAUGACAAUCUAGAUUUAGUCAAUGUAUCUUGUGUAACAAGAUUCAUUCUGUCUGGAGGUCCUGGAGUUUUUAUUUUUUUAAAUGCUUUCUUUCUACAAUUAGAGCAAUGGAUUAUUUACUUCAUACUGUAGAGAUGCAAGUUGAGAUUUGUACAAAUAUUCCAUGGAAUUGGUCUAUGCAAUCUUGGUAUUAAGAUCCUUUACCAUAAAUUUAGUUUACAAAAGUAUUAGCAAAGUUUUAAGUAGGUAUGCAGCUAUGGUGUCUGAUUGUUACACAUUCGAUUAAUCACUUGUGUGUUUGUGGUUAUGUGUUUAGAUUCACUUCUGGUACUGAGUACAAAUCCUAAACCACAGAUAACAGAUCUGUGUGCAGUAAUGUAGUUACAUAAAGAUGGUACAUUGGCCUGGCUUGUUAAAUUAAAUUUCUGUGUGAAUUUAAUUUUAAAAAGGAUCUCCCACACAAGCAUACAGUAUUGCAUGUAUGUCUGUGCUUCUUUAAUUUCCCCUGCCUUUCCAUCCCUAUUGCCAUCUCAAGUCCAUCUUCAGCUCCUGGCCAAAAUUAUUUGGCCUUUAGAGAAAUGAAUAAGAAGUUGUAGAAAGAGGUUUGCCUUAUAUGUAAGUAAUGAUUGCCAGAUUUUUAAUGCUGAAUCAGGACAGACUUACUCUUGUAAGUAUUCUUGUGACAUCUGUUAGCCUUUUUUUAUGCAUGACUCUAAAUUGUCCCUAACUAUUGAGAUGCCUGCAAAUUAGAAAAGUAAAAGAUAACUGAGAUGUUCUUUUAAAUGGUAAUUUUCCUGUACGUAACAUUUUUAUUUAUGCUGCAUUAAUCUGAGGCAGUGAAAGUGAGAAUACAAUAGAUCCUGUUGUGUAUCUUCCGUAUACAGAAAAAAAUAAAGUACAGUUUUAGAAAAAUCAGGUACUGCUAAUCAGCUGGCUUGGUGGAAUAACAACUUUUGCAAAGUAAACUGAAACAUGUGUUCCUAUCCUAUUCCCUGUGAACAAAUAUUAAUGAUAUGGAGAGUAGAAUUGACAACCUCUGUAAUGAAAUAUGAUGUGUUCAGGUUAAUUUGUUUAUUGGUUCUGCAUUCUCAUUACUUUUGGAAAAAAUGUGAAGAACAAACUUUUUUUUUUGCUGCACUUUGUACUUUGUGGCCUAUAUAAGUGGGUUACACAAUUCCCGUGUAUCAUGUUGGCUCCCACAGUUUGAGCAUUCCUUAAAAUAAGUCCGAGUCUACUCUAGACGAAACUUGUAGUACUGCUGUGCAACACAUCAGAUAAUGCACUUGAGGACUAAAGUUAUUUAGCAGGUAAAUAGUAUUAACCACAUUGUUCAGCGUGCUUCUGUUUCUGCAACAAUGGUUUUAUUCAUCUAGGACUUGGCUCAACUGUACUCUUCUACGUUUUGAUUAGAAAAACACAAGAAGACUGAGCCCCAUGUUUUUGUGUCCCAAAUCAAACAGCUGUCUUCUAUUACUAGAAAAUAAGAUGAUACAUAUAAAUGGUUUUUAAAAAGCAAUGCCAGCUUUGUGAAGUAGUUAUGGAUAGCUGUUGAAAUAACGUAGGAGCAAAACCAUAAAAAGUGCUGUGGCAUUACAGUACUCAGCUAAGGAAUAGUUAAAUGUACUUGCAUUUUAAGGUUAAGCAGGGGCCCAAGAAUUAUAAAGACAAAAACCUAUGUAUUUGAACAGCAAGUUUUCCUUGUUCUGUAAUAUUUAACCAUGCAAGGAACUAUGCAUUUCUCCAUUUGGAUAUAAAAAGAAGGAUAUGGUUUUCUUGAACACCCUUUGGGUGUUGUUCUUGGGCUCUUGUACCACUUAGUUAUGCAUGUGACUUGCCUUUAUGCAUGAAGAACAGCUUAUGGUAUGCAAGGCUAAAUUAACCAGUAGAUACAUUAUAGGGGAACGGCUGUUGGUGAAUCCUAAUGCUGCCAUUUACUUUGACAUACCAGAGGUGUGUACCUAAAAUGCACAGACUGGGUCACCAGUCACCAAAUAUCAUUGAUUUUCUUCCAGAGUGAAAGCUUUUAAACUUUACCAUCGUGAAUGUGAUAAAGUAAAGUCAGGUUUUGAUAAAACCAAACUAAAUGGUUCUUUAAAUAUUCUGUUCAUUCAAGAGAAUGAAGUUCCAAGCAUUUGACAAGCUUUAUAGUGACGAUUUGGGGUUUGCAACUAGCAACUUGAUUCUAAAAUUCAGUAAUCUGCUACCCUGAAAUUUACAACUGACUCCCUUUAUUCCAGAAGAUAGGCUUGAAAAACUUCCUUCACAUGUUAAGUUGCAUUGCGGUACAGCAUUCUAAGGAUAGUGGUCAUAUUCUAAUGUGGAUGAAAUUUUCCAUUUCAAUGCACAAAAAGCAAAUUUUGUUCCACUUAUCUCUGGACGAGGGUAAAUUUUAACCGAUCAGGAUGGUAACACUGAUCACCAAUACUUGCAGUCAACACUUCAGGUACUUGUAAUGUUUUGCUGUAGGGAUGAUAAAGAAAACUUUAAGCUUUGUCACUAUUUGCAGCGGUGUAACUGAAUUUAAACAAAUGGAAAACUAAAUGAAAGGAGCAUUUUUUGACAACUUUGCAAGUCUAAUGAGUAAAUGGCAGUUUAAGCACAUUUAGCUGACAAAGCAAUUAAUGUCUAUAUUUGCGAGAAGUAGAAAACUAUAUAGAAACGCUUUGAAGCCUUCCUCUAAAAAUAGUUUUUACAGCUAUGCUGUGUAAUAUCCUGGUAGGGUUGAGUAUUUGUUUACCAGUAUAACGUCAUAACUAAUGUUAAGACGCUGGGACGGCAAAGAAGUAGCUUUUGUGUGUCCCAACGUAGAGUUUUGAUGGGCGACAUGAACUUUUUAAAAAUAAAUUUAUAUCUGAAAUAGAAACAACAGUGCCUAAAUAUUUUAAAAGCUUUGUAAUGUUUUCUAGCUGAAGCUGUAUUAAGACUCAGCAGUGAGCCACUCUAAAGCUAACUGCUAAACCUUGAUUUGGGGUGAACUUGCAUUAAUUGACGCAAGUAAAUUAUCAUCCUGCACUGUAAUAAAGUCUCUUUUUAAGAUACAAUGCUGUAAUAUAUAAUUAAAACUAAACUCGGGCCCACCCAAGAUAGUUUAGGUUCAUAUAUAAAGAAAUGUGUUGUAAUAUUACAUGGUAUUGCAAAUGUCGUCCAUCAUAAACUAUGAAUAAGCUAAGCUGCUUUGAUAUCACUAAAAUGGAGUUAAUUAUUUUAGGCUACAUUAAAAUGUUAGUUUAACAUCAGUGACUUCUGUGAUUAUAGAGGCAGAAAUAGAGACACUAUAUGAUGUGGCCAGCCAUUCUCUUUGUAUAGCACAUUAAAAAAAAAGAUUGAUUUGAAAUUGGUCCAAUGUGGCAUCCAGAUGGCCUUAGCCCUUUCACCACAUUUAAUUCGCUGCCAAUGGGAGCAGCAAAGAUUAUAUCAGUCUUAUUGAUAAUAAUUUGGGCUGUUACUGAUUUUUGGCAGCUGUUUUGCUGCUAUAUUACUCUGGAUGAAACAAAAAUGAAAAAAGUAGAGAAUAUUAUGCAAGGCAUUAUUUCUUGCACUACUGAAAGUGCAAGUUAUUUUGUUGUAAGCUACAUAGCUGGUGGCUUAUUAAUUCAUUAAUUGCAAAGGAAUCUAGAGUGUAAAUCACUUUUAGCUUUUGUUAAAAAGCAACAAGCUGUGUAUGUUCUGUCAGGUCAAUAAUAUGAGCAGAAUAGGGUACAGUGACAUAUUUGUAAGUUCAACCCAGAAUAUGAGAGGCCCAUAUUUCUAAGUGACUUGUAUGAUUGCCUUCAUUCAUGCCAAAAUGCCGGCAUUUGUAUGGUAUAAAUCAUAGUGAUGGAUUAUUUAAAAUCCCACUUAAACCCAUUUAAGAAUGAAAGGACUUUGUUUAUUAAAGUUUGGAAAUAGAAAGACAAGGGUAUUGACAAAUGUUUUGGUAUAAUACAAUGGUUUUACUAAGCACAAUGACAACCAAAGUAAAAAUUUUGGUCCACACAUAUCUUGGGUAAUGAUACUACUGUAGUCUCUAUGAGGUUAUUUGGUGUUUGGCAUUUAACUGGAUUGGGAUAUAAAAGAUAUUUGAGCUUAAAGACAACACUAUUGAAAGAAUUGUAUUCUUCAGUUAAAUGCUAAGGCAGUCGCUUACAUUAAAAUGCUUUGGGUUUCUGGGCCUCCUGUUAAUUUUGACCUUUUGAGCAUUCUAUUAAAAAUGGUGUUGGUGAAAGGGAUUUAGUAUCAAAGUAACAGGAGUUACAAAGCAAAGUCUGAAUGCUAGGCAGGGGUUUUGAUGUUAAACUAUUAGCAAGCCUUAACAAAGUGUGCUUGCUUCGUUAUUGUUGGGAGAGUGUCUUGUACUGGUCGCUGAAGUUAUGGAAUGUACAUUCUUUGGAAGGGAACACAGCAGCUUGAAUUAACUUACAUUCCCUUGUCUACUUGACUCAAGGGUUAAUUUAAGUUAUAGUUUGUGUUCCCAUUUGGAAUUCUAACAGUAUUUGCACUUAAGAAUUCAGUUUAAAAAUUGGUAUUCAGAAAAAAGGGAACAGUUUUAUUUGUUUGAUAACAAUGACUUUACUGUGAUUUCCUACAACUUAUGAUGUAAUUUUAAACGUCAGAUCAUUAGCAAAAUAAUUUACCUCAUAACAUAAAUUGAAAGCUAUAACAUAAACUUUUAGACAAUUACUUGCUGAAUUUUGCAAGCAAAUUUCUUCAUAUAAAUGAAGAGUGAAUUCAGGAAUUUAUUUGUUUGACUUGAAAGCGUGCCAAAUUUGUCAUUUUGAUACUAACUUUAACCACUUUAGCUUGUGUUUUUUUUGGGGGGGAAGAAUAUCUUUAAAUUAAAAAGGUUGAAUUGUAUUUGCACAAAACUACUGUAACUUCAGUUAAACUGGUUUUGCGUGUGACUGAAGCUUUUUUGCAUCUCUUGUAUUUAUUACACUGCAAAAGAUAUAAUUAAUCCAACAAAUUGUAUAGAAUAAUUAUUAGUUUUUCCAUUUAUUUUUGUAUUUGUUGGCACAUUUUUACUUGUAGUUGUGUGAUGUUUUGCAAUUUUUACACGUAAUUUUCAGCAAUUGCGUUUCGAUUCAACUUUCAAUAAAGUUUAUAUGUUUCACCAA
Molecule: messenger RNA, 9361 nt
Organism: Carcharodon carcharias (great white shark)
Lineage: Eukaryota; Metazoa; Chordata; Chondrichthyes; Lamniformes; Lamnidae
Gene: dnaaf9
Product: dynein axonemal assembly factor 9
Exons: 38
Coding region: 23-3673 (1216 amino acids)
Source: RefSeq, a predicted model, not a curated record